AUGUUGAUUUCCUUCGCUAUUGCAUAUGUGAAGAAUCCUUUUAAAAAUCCAUGGGAGUUAAAGUUGCGUUUGGUGCCACCGGCGAGUUUAACAGACCCAAAAUACGGUGUUCAUAAAUAUGUGAAGGCUAAUAAUAUCAAGAUACAUUACGUGGAAAGCGGAGACUCCACGAAGCCUUUGAUGCUGUUUCUGCAUGGCUAUCCGGAGUUUUGGUAUUCAUGGCGACACCAAAUUGUCGAAUUCAAUAAAGAUUACUGGUGCGUGGCUAUGGACAUGCGCGGGUACGGCGAUUCAGAAAGGCCCGAUGGAGUUUCCUCGUAUAAAAUUAACGUUUUGAUCGAGGAUGUUCGCGAUUUUCUUAAAGAAUUGGGGCGAGAAAAAUGUAUCCUAGUGGCACACGAUUGGGGUGGAUUGGUGGCGAGUAAACUCCGCGACCAGCACUCUGAUGUCGUGCAAGCUUUGAUUAUGCUGGGAAGCGCCUCAGGAGAGGCCUUGUUUCAAGAAAUUUGGAACAGUCCAAAACAACGAAAAACAUCUUGGUAUAUAUUUUUCUACCGCAUGCCGAUGUUACCUGAGCUAUUGAUGCAAAUGAAUAACUUAGAGAUUCUUGAUAAAAUUUUCAAAGGGCAAGAAGAAAACUGUAUCAACGAGAACGACAUCGAGUGCUACAAAUACUGGUUUGGGAAACAAUAUGCACUCACCCCGCCGAUAAACUACUAUCGCGCAAACUUCCCGUUAAUUGUUCCCGAGAAGUAUAAGGAAGAAAACAUCCCAAUGCUCGUACAACGCUCUUUGGAAUUCAGGAUGUCACUGACGAUACAACAAAUUAUUUUGGAUGCAAAAAGACUGGCUGGCCGUUUAAAAGAACGAGAAACAGAAGCGGAUGCUUUGCUAACUGAGACUCAAUCUGCUUACAGGCAAAUUCAUACUAUGAAACAGUACAAACAAGAGGUGGACACUCUUAAUGAAGCUUCAAGGGAAAGGCCACGAGGAGAGCUAAUUGCUAGUAUAGAUCGGGAAUCUAGACUUAUGCGUGAUGUCCAAAGAGAAAAUGGGGAGUUACGUGCAGCUCUUGAGGACCAUAGAAGGGCAUUGGAGCUAAUAAUGUCAAAGUACAGGCAACAUACAGAAAAAAGGAUAUGGGAGUCGCGGAUAGAUUUUACUGCUGCCAUUAAUGACAAGCAACAAGAGUUAAUUCGCCAACAAGCAGAGAGGAUCAAUGAAAUGACAAGUGUUAUGUAUAAGGCAGUAAACAUGGAUGAGAAUGGAGAUUCAAGAAAAGAAGAAGAACUUUACCAAAGGCUUAUUACUGAGAACAAGGGCCUCAGGGAGAUGUUGGAUUUAUCAAGGCGGUAUGGUUCAGAGAGAACAUUUGCUCCACCAACAGAAGAUAAGCACGUACAAACAGAUGGUCCUUCUCUAUCAAAUGCG
Messenger RNA from Iphiclides podalirius (scarce swallowtail), 1431 nucleotides. The record is from the annotation of a GenBank genome assembly. Lineage: Eukaryota; Metazoa; Arthropoda; Insecta; Lepidoptera; Papilionidae.